AUGACCACACCCGAGCUCGCGACGCCUUGUGCAGCUGUCGAGGCGCCAUGCAGCGCCCCCGCGUCGCUGUCCGAACCCCCAGUGGCCGUCGAAGCUCCGCCAGCCCCUCCUCUUGCUUCUGGCAAGAAAACAAGCGCGUGGAAAGAACGCGGGAGCAAGAACUUGACGUACGACGAGCGACGCUCGAUGCUCGAUUUCCUCCUCGAGCGACGCGUUGACGGCACGUCGAAGCUCGCGCGCCACGCGGUCACGGACGCCGCCACGGAGUUUCGAGUGGACCGGCGCACGGUCUCUCGGCUGUGGAAACGAGCGGUGCAGAGUUUCGAGAAUGGCGACGAAGUGUGUGACGUGGCGUCACGAAAAGUCGGACAUCGCGGACGCCGGAAACGCGACUGGUCGGCUGAGCUCAAGCGCGUGAAAGAGAUCCCCUUGUCGCAGCGAGGCUCGAUCCGCGCGCUGGCAAUGGCAGUGGGGAUUCCCAAGACAACGCUCUACGAGCUCUUGAAAGAGGACGGCAGCCCUUGUAUCAACUCGAUCAAGCCGUCGCUCACGGACAAGAACAAGCUGGAUCGACUGCGGUAUUGCGCCGACAAGGUACGGCUGAACGGGCUAUUUGACGACAUGCACAACGUUGUGCACGUGAAUGUCAAGCGGUUUGCCCUGUCGCGAGACAAGAAGACCAAGAUCAUGUUUAUGGCAGCAGUGGCGAGACCGCAGUGGGAUCUGCACAAGAACGAGUGCUUUGAUGGCAAAAUCGGUACAUGGCCGUUCGUGCGGGAAGUGACGCAGGUACAGGAGGCAGACGUGCCACCAUCGCCAGAGCGGACGUUUGUUGCACUGGAGGCUGUGACGAAGGACGACGUGCAGCGCAUGAUCACAGAGCUAGUGAUCCCGGCCAUUCGGGUGAAAAUGCCGGUGCAUCUCAUGCACGGUCCCAUCUACAUCCAGCAAGAUAGUGUGAAGAUUCGGUGCGCAGGCGACGCCGGCUUUGCUGAAGAAGGACGGAAGCACGGCUGGAACAUCCAGAUGCAGGCCCUCCCACCGUAUUCCCCGGACUUCGUCGUGAUGGAUAGCGCUCUGUUCAAACCGAUGCUGGAUGCAUUGAAAGCCUCGCCACCUCCAGCGCCCGUGUCGUCGAUGUCUGGAUUUGCGGAGUUGAUAUCGGGUGUGGAGCAAGGGUUUGCUUCGCUCACGAAAGACGAGAUCAAUGACGCAUUCUUGACGUUGCAAAAGGCUAUGGAGUGUACGAUGCGCGUUCAAGGCGCGAACACGUACGAGCUCGGUCCCACGAGUAGAGAGCAGCUCCAAAUGGAAGGCAGUCUACCUGUGAGCAUACUGUGCGAUCCGGAUGCGUUGUUGGCAUGCAAAGCGGCGCUUGAUGAUGCUACGAGAGAAGGCCUUGAAGCUCUCUGA
Hyaloperonospora brassicae is the source of this 1413-nucleotide messenger RNA. Lineage: Eukaryota; Oomycota; Peronosporomycetes; Peronosporales; Peronosporaceae. The record is from the annotation of a GenBank genome assembly.